AUGGGAACCCUCAAUGUGCGGGAUGGUAUCUGUUCCCAUAUAUCGAGAGUACAGACGCCGACAGGUCGGACUCUCAUGCGCUCAAAACGAAUCUGGUUACCCGAGGAAGACAAAACAAUUGUUUACCUCCGAAACCAGGGAAGAGGAUGGCUCGCCAUCAGCAAGCAUCUUAAUGAGAGAAGUCCAACUGCCUGUCGCCUCCGAUAUCAAAACUACUUGGAACGAUGGGACACUUGGGAUGAUUACAGCAAGACUCAGUUAGCGCAACAGUAUCUGAAACACAAAUCGGAGCUGUGGCUCAAGGUAGCCAAGCAAAUGACUGUUCCUCCGCGCGCAGCAGAGGGCAUGUUUUGGGAGCUCGCGGAGAAAGAGAUCGCUAGUCGCGCUGGCAUCGUUCACCCAAGUCGUCUCAAACAUUCCCCAUUGAGCGUUGAAUUCAGCUCUAAGAGAAUUUCCAUCAAUGGUAUAUUGAAGAGAAGUGACUUGAUCAAUCACAACGUCAAAUCAACAACUCAGCUUCCAUCGUUAAGGGAAGUUCUUUCUACCCUUUCUCAAUGUUCAAUGGUCACAGAACUUCCCGCAAUGCAGUAUUCGUUCGCCUGA
Molecule: messenger RNA, 603 nt
Organism: Penicillium brevicompactum
Lineage: Eukaryota; Fungi; Ascomycota; Eurotiomycetes; Eurotiales; Aspergillaceae
Product: SANT/Myb-like DNA-binding domain-containing protein
Exons: 2
Coding region: 1-603 (200 amino acids)
Source: RefSeq, a predicted model, not a curated record